This is a messenger RNA of Chaetomium fimeti, 1346 nucleotides long. RefSeq names its product Cenp-O kinetochore centromere component-domain-containing protein. The coding region runs from base 232 to 1116 and encodes 294 amino acids. Gene Ontology annotation, cellular component: kinetochore; Mis6-Sim4 complex. The transcript has 2 exons. The record is from RefSeq and is a predicted model, not a curated record. Lineage: Eukaryota; Fungi; Ascomycota; Sordariomycetes; Sordariales; Chaetomiaceae.
UGGAGAUUUGGGGUUCUCGCCAAGCUUCAUGAAGCACACAUGGCUAACAAGGGUCGCAUUGUCGAGUAAACAAAACAUCCCAACAGCCCUAGUGACUUGCAGAUGCGAACCUUUAAGUGACAUUACAUACAUUCGGGAUUUUUUACCUGCCGGAAGCACCGUUCAGUGUAACCAUCAUUUUGAUACUCAAGUGUUCAUUUUUGAGAUUGACGCGUAGAGCCGUGGCUUAAGAUGGCGUCGAACCUGGAUGAUGAGAUUGACGACUUGCAAGCGAAGGUCUCCUCUCUCAAAAAGGAACUUCGCAUUCACACGUCAACUCUCAUCACCGCCCCAUCGACCCGCCAGCUCCUAGCCCAAGACACACCCACUUCGUCCUCCGCCUCCAAAACGCAGCAUCAACAACAACAAAAAGCCCUCCUCGCCGAUUCCGCCGACCAGCACGAAGCCCACGCCCAACAGUGCCUCUACCGCGCCUGCGCCACACUCACCACCUUCCGCGCGCGGGACCCCGACCCGCGCGCCGUCGAUAGCGGCGCCAUCUUGGGCCUGCGCAUCGAGGUCCUCAGUCGCGCCCGCUUUCUGCGCCCGUACUACGUCCUCCUAAACCGACCCUUUACCGGAGCCGAGGGGAGCCGCCACCUCCGCGUGCACCGGCAUACCCUCCCGGCUUGUAUCCCCCUUGCGGGGCUGGCAGCGAGGUACUUGCCACCUCCCCCGGCGGCGGCAAAGGAGGGGAGUCGCGGUGCGAAAGGGCAGGACCUAGCGAGAUUUGCACGCGCGGUGAGGAGGGAGGUGGUGAGGUAUCAUCAUCGUCUUGGGGUGGUCGCGGAUUUAAGGAAGGCAGCGGGGGUGGGGAGGGAAACAGAUGCCGAGUUUGGGGAGGAGGAGCGGCCGGAUAGGCUCACGGAUAUCACGCCAGCCGAUGCCGAGGUGAAGCAGCUUACCAUUGAGUGGGCUGACGGUCGGACCGGCCGGCUGGUUAUGGGCGAUGAUGGGGAGAUUCUGAAGUUGGUGGUGCUAGGCGAGAACGGCCGGGACCGGGAGGCUGCGAGGGGCUUGCUGGGCGGAGCUGCCACGGCCGAGGAUGUGGUGAAACGGUUGGCGGCAUCCGUUUGAUUCGGCCCGGCAUUUACAACGCGCACAUCUUUACAUCUCCUCCUUUCUCUAUUCUUACAGGGUCUGGGGAAGUAUCGCACCCCAAAAGUGACAGUACCCAUCAACGAGGCACUCUGGAACCGACCCCGCCCAGGUCGCUCGCCGCCACUCCACCGUCGCGUGCCCCGAAGUAACGCGCGCAACAAUCGAGCGUCGAUGAAAUCGGCAGAAGAAACGCUCAAGGUCGGACA